AUGGAAAGUUUAGGCAAGUAUGUUGGAGUUUUUGUUGUUAUGUUUGUGUUGGUGAUAGGAACUUCUGAGUGCCGGAAAUUUAAGAAAGAAGAGUUUGUUGAGAAUUUUGGUGGAGGUGGUGGUUUGGGUGGUGGAGGUGGAGGUGGUUUAGGUGGUGGUGGUGCAGGGAAAGGUUUUGGUGGAGGUUUUGGAGGUGGGAGUGGUGGAAGUGGUGGAGGAUUUGGAGGAGGUGGUGGAGGUGGAAGUGGUGGUGGUAUAGGAGGAGGAAGUGGAGGUGGUUAUGGUGGAGGUCUUGGAGGUGGUAGCGGUGGUGGUUUAGGUGGAGGUGGAGGUGGAGGUUUUGGAGGUGGAUCUGGCGGAGGUAUUGGAGAUGGAGUAGGUGGAGGUAGUGGUGGAGGCUUUGGAGGUGGUGCUGGUAGUGGUGGUGGUGGAGCUGGUGGAGGUUUUGGAGGUGGUGCUGGAAGUGGUGGUGGAGCUGGUGGAGGCUUUGGAGGUGGUGCUGGAAGCGGUGGUGGUGCUGGUGGAGGCUUUGGAGGUGGUGCCGGAAGUGGUGGUGAUGGUGCUGGUGGAGGCUUUGGUGGCGGUGCAGGUGGCGGUGCAGGCGGUGGUUUUUGA
Messenger RNA from Vicia villosa (hairy vetch), 615 nucleotides. Its product is annotated as glycine-rich cell wall structural protein-like. The transcript has a single exon. NCBI's taxonomy places the organism in Eukaryota, Viridiplantae, Streptophyta, Magnoliopsida, Fabales, Fabaceae. The record is from RefSeq and is a predicted model, not a curated record. Bases 1 to 615 code for a protein of 204 amino acids.